This is a messenger RNA of Ruditapes philippinarum (Manila clam), 3039 nucleotides long. RefSeq lists its product as uncharacterized. The coding region runs from base 91 to 2166 and encodes 691 amino acids. The record is from RefSeq and is a predicted model, not a curated record. NCBI's taxonomy places the organism in Eukaryota, Metazoa, Mollusca, Bivalvia, Venerida, Veneridae. The transcript has 12 exons. Gene Ontology annotation, molecular function: guanylate cyclase activity; peptide receptor activity. Gene Ontology annotation, biological process: cGMP biosynthetic process; intracellular signal transduction; receptor guanylyl cyclase signaling pathway.
GUUUUACAUGGCGUGCCAGGUAUUAACAGAGAUCUGUUUUAAAGAGAUAUUAAAUUUUAUUAAAUCUGAGUGAAGACGAAAUAUAUAAUCAUGGAGCAAAUGUCGGAUCUCAAAUCUGAGAACUUAAAGAAAGGUGCAGUACCUGUGAACAAAGAUGAGAUAGUGGAUCUUAUACAAAUGAAUCUAUUCGGCAGGGUUGGCUAUGGAUGUUGUCGAGGAGAUCCUCUCACAAACAAAGGAAAACGAAUACAGCUUUUCAAAAUACUGUGUCUAACUGUUAUACCUAUAUUAGGUGUAUGGGGGUUCACCAUGCAUUCACUAACAGUGAGUGUAGAGACAAAGGCCGACAUUGAGACGGCAAAAACAUCGAUGUCUGUAGUUGUGAUGCUGGGAGAAUUGAUUCAUCACAUACAACGUGAACGUGACAUGAGCGUUCUUUACCUUAGUGAUUUAGGACCGGGAACCAAAACUUUCCUACUUGCAGAAUACAUGGCGACUGAUGACGCUUUACAGAAGUUAACCACAUGGCCUAGAGGACUGCAGAGUAACCCACGUGAGGAGUUCCGAAGUAAAGCAAACUUGAUGUCAUUUAUCACCCAGCAUCGAGCAUCGUUAAAUCCAACAACCGUAGAUAUAUAUGCCGAGAUUAAUUUUUACAGUGGCAUAACCAGUGAAUUUCUUUUAUGGUUAGUUGAGAAUAUUAAAGGAUCAGGUUUUGGUUCUAUAUGGAAAACUUUGGUCGCCUACCAGAAGAUAACACGGUGUAAAGAAGACAUAGGGGUAGAACGAGCAUAUGGUGCCAUGUUCUAUGCUACCGGCCACUUCGAAAAAUGGACAGACUAUGAAUUCUACAAUGAAAAAAUUCACGACUUUAAAUACAAUUAUAAAACUGCCGUGUUUUAUUCGGACGCCGUUGUCCCACUACACACGGAGGAAGUAAAUGAGAUCAAGUCAACAGGUCUUAACAUUACAGAAAUCAUUUUCGGUUACCGUUUCGAAAUUCAAAAUAACGAAAUGAAUGUGUCAUACAAAUCUAUUGAGAAAGCAAAAUGGUUUUUUGAUAAUAUUACAAUAUAUCUAGACUCCCUCCUACAAAUACAGCUAAAGGUGGCAGCUAGAAUUACAUCAGAGGUAAAGGACGUCCUGUCAGAGGUCAUCAUUAAGACGUUUGUGUACGCACUGAUGGUAGUGGUGGUGAUAGCCAUGUGCCCGGUGAUAAUGUUCACAGCUAACGGAUUGUCUACAGAUAUCCAGCUCUAUACAGUAACACUAGUUGAAAAAUCUAAGGAGCUGAAUAUGGAGAAAUAUAAAACAGAAACUCUCCUUUAUCAGAUGGUACCCAAAACUGUCGCCGACAAACUAAAGAGUAGUGGCUCGAUGGAUUCCGAAUUUUUCAAGUCGGUCACCAUAUUUUUCUCAGAUAUAGCUGGUUUUCAUAGAAUAACAUUGACACUGGCACCAAUGGAACUCGUUCGAAUCCUGAACAGUCUGUACACGUCCAUGGAUGAGAUUAUUGACAAUUUUGAUGUUUAUAAAGUUGAAACUAUAAAUGACUCGUAUAUGGUAGCUUCUGGACUACCAAGCAGGAACGGUGACAAACAUGCGCCGGAAAUAGCAACGUUAGCAUUGGCCAUCUUGAGUAUGAUUAGAACAAAGAAAUUCCCGUGUUCUACACAAGUUGAAGUGCAGCUUCGAAUAGGAAUUAAUACAGGCUCGUGCAUGGCGGGAAUUGUGGGUACAGUUAUGUUACGAUAUUGUCUGUUUGGAGACACCAUAAACACAGCCUCUAGAAUGAAGACAUACGGAAUGGCCAACAGAAUUCACAUCAGUGAACAUACACAUCGAGCACUAGCAAAAUUUGGAGGUUUUCGUAUGAAGUUAAGAGGUACACUUGAUAUAAAGGGUAAAGGUCUAAUGAAAACAUAUUGGAUUCUAAAUCGCUGGGAUGACGGCGAUUGUUUUGAUGAACAGAACGAAGAAAGUUUAAACUUGCCCGGGGAACUGAUGACGUACUCUGACGUCAAGAUCAGUAGUGCCAAUAGCUGCCCUUACGACAUGAGAGACUCUGGAAUAUCUGAGCGGCGAGUGUGGCGUGAGGAGGACGUUUUUGUAGGAGACAUGCAGAAACAGAAUAUACAAAGGCAUGGCGGUAUAAACAAAUGCUGAACAUAAUAACGGCGAUGUUUCCAUGUGACUUUAAUAUAGAAAAUUAUACACAACAAAAGAAUUGUUCCAAGGAGACAAUUCUCAAUCAAACAUAUUUUACAUUUGUUUGUAAUAGUGUUUUCUGUAUAAAUUGAUGGAACUAGAGUAUAGUUUUCUUCAUAAUUCAAAAACAUGUAUAAGAGGUUUAGGAGAGCAAAGAACUUUUUCAAGAACAAUGUGUUAACAUUCAUAAAUGUAAUGUUUGAAAAUGUCCAAUACAAAUUCUAAGAAAAUACACUAUAUGACUGAUUUACAGGUGCCUCAGAUGUAAAAUAAAUUUAGGUAAACAUCCAAAACUACAACACUGAAAAUAAAACUCUUUUUUUUUUUCAAGAGAACAUUACUAAAAAUCUAACAAAGAUUCGUCUAUUUUAUAUAAUGAAAAAAAUCUAUAUUGGUUUCCUGAUUAUAUAUUUCGAGAGGAUCAAAAUAUCGGAAUAUAAAGUACUUGUAUUUGAAAAGUUACAUACCUCUCAAUAAAUUCCAUUAAUUCAAUAUUUAUUUUAUCUGAUAAAAAUCUUUUGCGAUAGAAAUGUCCAAUAUAUAGACGAUUGUAUCACUGCUUUUGAAAUAGUUUUUAACACCAAUGAAUAACUGUUUACAAUUAAAUCAAUAAUAUCACUGUCCAAGGAAAAAAGAGCUAACAAAAUUUUUUACCACCUACUUUCUAAGAUUUUAUUCGGUAUGUCUUAAAUGUUUUGUUUUCUAAUAAAAAGAGUAGUUUUGUUGUUUUGUUUCACAGUAUGUUUUUGCGGACGACAAAAUAAAUGAUUGGUGUUGUUGAAUUAUGUUUUUAUCUUCCCUACCGCAUGUCUUUAUGAAUUGCCGUUCUAU